GUCCUCCUCCGCCACUCUGGAUCCCGUCUCCUCUUCGUGGACAUCCUUUCUCUUCCUCUGGCCCGCUCCGCCUUCGAGCUCCUCCCUGCCGAUCAUCGCCCCCCUCUCCUCAUCCCCAUCGAAGAUCCCUACGAAGAUGACAGUGAUCUCACCGGCUUCGACCUCACCUACGAAAAGGUCUUAGGUCUCGGAGACCCGGAUUUCCGGUGGAUUCGGCCGACGAGCGAAUGGUCUCCGAUGAUCCUGAACUACACGUCCGGCACGACAUCUGCGCCGAAAGGCGUCGUCCAUUGCCAUCGCGGAAUCUUCCUCGUCUCCACGGACUCUCUCAUAGACUGGUGCGUCCCGCAUCACCCGGUUUUCCUCUGGACCCUGCCCAUGUUCCACGCCAAUGGCUGGUGUUUCCCGUGGGGCGUCGCCGCGGUCGCUGGCACC
This is a messenger RNA of Dendrobium catenatum, 435 nucleotides long. RefSeq names its product probable acyl-activating enzyme 5, peroxisomal. The transcript has a single exon. NCBI's taxonomy places the organism in Eukaryota, Viridiplantae, Streptophyta, Magnoliopsida, Asparagales, Orchidaceae. The record is from RefSeq and is a predicted model, not a curated record. The annotation marks the transcript as partial.